CUAUUCACAUUCAAAAUGGCGGAAGUCAAUGUUGAAUAACAACAUUGUAGAAGUGUAGUGAAAUUAUAUACUAUGUCUUAGAUUUUAACGUUUCACAUUUGAUGAUUGCUCAAAACAUCAACUGUAAUCUUUUCUUUCCUAAUUUCUAUUGACCUAGUUACUCAUGUGAUUCUCACAUACAUUUUCCAAUACUAAAAUCGCAGUUGUGUUUGCUUCGCAACAGUGGGUAAGUAUUAAAUAAGGAUCGCUCUUGUUAUACGACUGAUUGAUUUUACAGCAAAUAGUUAUGGAAUCUAAGUGGCGAUGUGAACGUUGCACAUAUGAAAAUUACAUAGCUUCACGAAAAUGUACAUUGUGUACAGCACCUAGGCCUUCAUACGUCACCGACGAUGCAACAAAUGAACGCGACAUAUACAAGAUGGCUGUUUUAUCUUUAGCAGAUAAUAGUGAUCAUGCAGGUCCUAGCAACAGUGGAACAAUAAGUCCUAGAUCAAGUGAGAAAUGGCCAUGUUGCGCAUGUACUUAUUUAAAUUGGCCUAAAGCGCUUAAAUGCGUGCAGUGUCUAACUCCAAAGCCAAGAUCAGUUAGGGCAAUUAGUGAAGAAAACCUUGCUAGUGGAGGAAUUGAUAAUAAAUGGUCUUGUAGGAAUUGCACUUUGGACAAUCUUAUGAAAUCCUGGAAAUGUGCUAUAUGUGGGACACCUAGAAAAAGCCCUUCUCCGCCGUUUUGCGAAGGAGCUUCAGCUUCGAAAGAUAAUCGUAGACGACAAACCUUAUACAGAAAAGAGUUAUUAUGGCUAAAUGCGUGUAGAGGGGUCCUCGAAAACAAUAUAUUACCUGUAGAGGCUUAUCUUACCUCGGGAGGUGAUCCUACUAGAAGUUUAACAGAAGAAGAGUGUAGUUUAUUGGAUAGACCUAGUGCUUUCCAGCCUAAUCAGAAUCUUGUACACCUAGCUAUCAGAUUUCGUCAAGAUGAUAUGCUUAGGGUUAUUUUAGCUUCAACUGAGUGCAUGAAAAAAGCAAAAAAGCGUCUCCCUUCACACGCAUCACCAGAUAUCUGUAAAGAAAUACUUCACCACCUCUCAACAGUCAUUCGAGUUCGGAAAGGCGAAUUUGCUUGCUCCUUUGUGACAGAAAUUGCCACCUAUUCGUUACCCUGUGAAAUUGAACAUUUACCUGCAAAUAUUAACAACGAACUUUUGGAUCAAAUUCUUGAUAGACAUGUUCAGAAGGAAUUGGAGGAAGAAGAAGCAGUUACAAAUUGGAAUACAGAAUUAACAACUCAGCUGCAGAGUCGAUUAUACCCUUUAUGGAAUAGGACAUCUGGUGAUUGUCUUCUUGAUUCUGUUCUGCAGGCAACUUAUGGAGUAUUCGAUAAAGAAAAUACUUUGCGCCGAGCUCUAGCUGAUAGUCUUAUAGAAGGAGGUCAUGCUUUUGAGAGACGAUGGAGAGAAUGUGAAGCAAUGGCGGCGAAAGCGUUACAUUUUACAUUGGAUGAACGUCAAUUGUCGCGCGACUGGCAAAUACUCGUGCAGGCGUCUAAAAUGGUAGGAGAACCUCUUGAACAAUUGCAUGUGUUUGCACUAGCCCAUAUUAUGCGGAGGCCGAUAAUUGUUUAUAGUAUAAAGUGGUUGAAAUCAUGGAAGGGUGAAAGGUUGGCCCCAACUUGCUUCGAAGGCGUGUAUUUGCCACUCCUCUGGGAAAUUUCAUUUUGCUCAAAAUCUCCUAUUGCUCUAGGAUAUACUAGAGGUCAUUUUAGCGCUCUUGUAGGGUUAACCGGAGAGGACAAUAAUGAUGAAAUAACAUAUUUACCAUUAACUGACAAGUCGGGUAAUCUCUUAGCUUUACAUUUUCUCUCUCCUCAACAACGAGGACGAGACGAAGCCCUUUUACGAGCUUGGUUAGAUUGCUCUGUAACCACCAGCGGUUUUUUGGUGGCCAAACAAUAUUAUCAGAAUCACAGAUUAUCUGGAUUAGUAAAGAAUAUGAAUGCCAAGUGGUUGGGAGAGUUUGUUGAAUGUAAGGGCGCAGCGGCUGCAGCUUCUGGAUACACUAGAGAUGAGAGUGAUGCUGAAUCGGAAGAUGAUGUGUAA
This is a messenger RNA of Dimorphilus gyrociliatus, 2092 nucleotides long. The record is from the annotation of a GenBank genome assembly. Lineage: Eukaryota; Metazoa; Annelida; Polychaeta; Dinophilidae.